Molecule: messenger RNA, 1302 nt
Organism: Patiria miniata (bat star)
Lineage: Eukaryota; Metazoa; Echinodermata; Asteroidea; Valvatida; Asterinidae
Product: muscarinic acetylcholine receptor M3-like
Exons: 1
Coding region: 1-1302 (433 amino acids)
Biological process (GO): adenylate cyclase-activating adrenergic receptor signaling pathway
Cellular component (GO): membrane
Molecular function (GO): G protein-coupled receptor activity
Source: RefSeq, a predicted model, not a curated record
AUGUCGAACGAGAACAAUGAGACACUAACCGGCGUGUGCAGUGAGGACACACCCGUGUUUUGCCUCGCCAGGACGAUAUCUAUUUCAAUCGUUCUCGGUAUCCUCUCUAUAGUGACAGUCAUUGGCAACAUUUCGGUGAUUGCGGCAUACAUCAGGGACUGGCGCAUAAGGUCAUCUGUCGCUAACAUGUUUAUAUUGAAUUUGUCCAUUUGUGAUUUGAUCAUUGGGGCAGUGUCGCUGCCUGUGGAUGCUGCAGCCGUUGUCUUGGGCCGAUGGCCUUUGGGGAAAGUCCCCUGUCAGAUAUGGCUCGUGUUGGACUACACCUCCACCAACGUUGCCGCUAUCACCAUUCUGUUCAUCAGCCUCGAUCGGUACUGGCUGCUGACCAAGAAACUCGCCUACGGUACAUUUCAGACGCACAAACGCGCUGCUACCAUGAUUGCUAUUUCGUGGACGAUCAGUCUGCUGUUUUACACCGUAAUAAAUUUCGCUUGGGAACCUUUGGCAGGGGUUGGGAACGUAGAUUAUAAUGUCGAUUGUGAGCUGGAACCUUAUGACAACAUUCCAUAUAAUGCAUUUGCAUUUGUGGCCGAGUUUGUCAUUCCGCUGUUUAUAACAUCAUACCUUAAUGCGAUGGUUUACAUCAACAUCAGGCGAAGAUCCAAAGGCAUAUUCCGAGUUCAACUAGCUGCUGUGAAGUUACCAAGAUCUCCAGGCGAGAGAGCAGAAAGUAGUGAGAGGGAUCAAAAAGACGUAACACUGGAACUCACCACAAAAAGCCAAGGAUUAGGGCACAACACUGCUCAGGCGCUGCCAGAAGAAAGGAGCGAACCGAGUGAUAAAGGUGCGAGAAAGGAAAUAGAACUAACUCGGGAGGGAGCCUUUAAUAAUCUGGGAUUUGAUGAGCAGAUUGGGGAUACUAAUUUUCAGAUCAAAAAUGCUACCUCCGAUGAGAAGAGAACCGAGGUCAAACCUUCAGGACCGGCCGAAUCUCCGGACUCUAGAAGAUCUCGAAACCACGAAGUCAGAGAGUUCAGGCGUCAUCGCAAAGCUGCCAUUACGCUAUCGGUGCUGGUGAGCGUCUUCAUGGUGUCAUGGCUACCUUUCUACGUCACAUCAAUGAUUACCGCCUUUUGUGGUGACUGUGUCUCCAAUCUUGCAUGGGAUGUGGUGAACUAUCUGUUGUGGUGUAACUCUACGUUGAACCCGUUUUUGUACGCACUCUUGGUUGUACGUUUCCGGGAGAACAUAAUGCAUUUCUUAUGUUUUAGAGCUUGGAGGAACCAAAACGGUCGAAAUUGA